Sceloporus undulatus (fence lizard) is the source of this 4720-nucleotide messenger RNA. It is a transcript of the gene ZBTB39, whose product is annotated as zinc finger and BTB domain containing 39. NCBI's taxonomy places the organism in Eukaryota, Metazoa, Chordata, Lepidosauria, Squamata, Phrynosomatidae. The transcript is spliced from 2 exons. Bases 472 to 2562 code for a protein of 696 amino acids. The record is from RefSeq and is a predicted model, not a curated record. Gene Ontology annotation, molecular function: protein binding; DNA-binding transcription factor activity, RNA polymerase II-specific; RNA polymerase II cis-regulatory region sequence-specific DNA binding. Gene Ontology annotation, cellular component: nucleus. Gene Ontology annotation, biological process: regulation of transcription by RNA polymerase II.
CUCCCUGGCCGCCAUGCCCUCCAUUUGGGGGCCCUGGCUGAAGGCCUCCCUUCCUUCCCUGGGGCCUGGUCCUCCUUGGCGGCCUUCCCCAGGCGAGGCCCCCGGGGCCUGGCUGCUGCUGCUGGGGCUGCAGUGCCCCCUCCGGGGCUGGGGGCGGCGCUGGGCCGGUCCUUCCUUCCCGGGGCCGGAUGGCGCCUCUUGGCCCGGGUCGGAGCGGCGGCGGCGGCGGCGGCGCCUCCUCCUCCUCCUCGGCGGCCAGGGAGGUAGGCCUGGCUCGGUCGGGACUAGGCAGCCCCUUUGUGUGGGCGCCAGAGAGACAACCACGCCGCCGACGCCGCCAGGGAUGGUGGCCCCGGAGUCCACUGCCCAGUGCAGUUCCAAGGCUGGCAGCCCCACUUCUGAUGCAGAAGAAGGACGUGCAAGUAUAAACAAGAAGUAAGUGGGAGAAGCAGCUUUUCAGCAGUUGCCAAAAUGGGCAUGAGGAUCAAGCUACACAGCACUGACCACCCCAGUAACCUGCUGAAGGAACUCAAUAAAUGCAGGUUGUCAGAAACUAUGUGUGAUGUUACCAUUGUUGUUGGUAGUCGUUCCUUCCCUGCACACAAAGCAGUGCUGGCAUGUGCAGCAGGCUAUUUCCAGAACCUUUUCCUCAGUACAGGACUGGAUGCUGCUCGCACGUACGUGGUGGAUUUCAUCACUCCAGCCAAUUUUGAAAAGAUCCUGAGCUUUGUUUAUACCUCAGAGCUCUUCACAGAUCUGAUCAAUGUGGGUGUUAUUUAUGAAGUAGCUGAAAAGCUGGGUAUGGAUGAUUUGUUGAAGGCCUGCCAUUCCACUUUUCCAGACUUGGAAAACUCAGCCGCCAAUAAACAGUGCUCUGUCUCAGGUGAAAGUCGGUCAGCUGGUGCUUUGGCUGAGUCAAACCAUUCUCUGAUUGAAAUCCGAAACAGUGGGGAUCACCAGAGAACAGAGCGAAAUAGCAGCCUGCAUGGCGAAACAACAGGUGGCUACAAAGAAGAUCUUGCAAAUGAUGCUAGUCUUAACUUACUGCAUUCGCAGAUUCCCAAAUCUGAAGAACAGGAAACACCAGCACAGUUCAGUGGUGCCAUGAGUAUUAUGACACAGGCUGGUCUGAGCAUGGCUGUUCAAACGACUGGAAACUCUUGUCAGCCAUAUAAAAUCCAGAGCAAUGGGGAUUACAGCAAAGGCAACUUUUUUUCCUCUGAUGCAUCGUUGGAUAUAUCCACAGGCAGCAACUCCUGUCCUAGCAAUAGUGACCACUCCAAAGAUCAGGGCUUUGGACAAAUGGAUGAACUACAACUAGAAGACCUAGGAGAAGAGGAAUUACAUUUUGAAGACCCCAGUGAGGAGUUAGGUGCACCAGAGGAGGUGAUUGAGCUUAGUGAUGAUAGUGAGGAGGAGCUAUCUUUUGAGAAUGACAGCCGGGAUAACAAGGCCAUGCCCUGUCAAGUAUGCAAAAAAGUAUUAGAACCCAACAUUCAGCUGAUCCGCCAGCAUGCUAGGGAACAUGUAGACCUGCUAACUGGAAACUGCAAAGUCUGCGAGACCCAUUUCCAAGAUAGGAACUCUAGAGUCACCCAUGUCCUGUCUCAUAUUGGGAUAUUCCUCUUUUCCUGUGAUAUGUGUGAGACUAAGUUUUUCACUCAGUGGCAGCUCAACCUCCACCGCCGAGAAGGAGUGUUUGACAGCAACAUUAUCAUCCAUCCCAGUGACCCACUGAUAGGGAAGGUCAACUUGUUCACUGGGGAUUUGGCAUGUGCUGUCUGUGGGAAACUGCUGGCCAAAGAUUUUCAUGUGGUUCGGAGUCACAUCUUGGACCAUGUGAAUUUGAAAGGCCAAACAUGUGGUGUGUGUGACCAGCGACACCUCAAUCUCUGUAGCCUCAUGUGGCAUACACUUUCCCACUUGGGAAUCUCUGUUUUUUCUUGCUCUAUUUGUGCCAACAGUUUUGUGGACAGGCACCUUCUGGAGAAGCACAUGGCAGUCCACCAAAGCAUGGAGGAAGCCCUCUUUCGGUGUCAUUAUUGUGGUCAAGCGUUCAAGCUGGAAGCUGCUUACCGCUACCAUGUGAGCCAGCACAAGUGUAGUUCCAACUUGGACCUUGUCCGACCUAGCUUUGGUGACCGAAUGCACCAGCAAUCUCUGCAAAAGAGGAAGCUGACAGAGGAGUUCUUAAGUGAGGACAUGGCUCUCCAGAAUCAACCUGGGAACAGUAAGUACAGCUGCAAGGUGUGUGGAAAAAGGUUUGCUCACACCAGCGAAUUCAACUACCACCGACGCAUCCACACUGGGGAGAAGCCCUAUCAGUGUAAAGUAUGCCACAAAUUCUUCCGUGGGCGUUCCACUAUCAAGUGCCACUUGAAGACACAUUCUGGGGCUCUCAUGUACCGCUGCACAGUUUGUGGCCACUACAGCUCUACUCUUAACCUCAUGAGCAAGCAUAUAGGUGUGCACAAAGGCAGCCUUCCCCCAGACUUCACCAUUGAACAAACUUUCAUGUACAUUAUCCAUUCCAAAGAUGCGGAGAAAAACACAGACAGCUGAUAACAGCAGUAUUGGGAAAGUAAGCACUAUUUGGGGUGCUUUAGUUUUUAUAAAAAUAACAUUACUUUCAAUGGUCAGGCAUCAUCAGCAUUGUACUUUAUUUCUUUUGCCUUGUUAGAGGGUUUCUUAAAUCACUGUCCCAUGAAAACAACAGCACGUUAGAUGUGUUAUUGUUCACAAGAAACCUGUUGUGUUUACCUCCUGCUGAGUCCAAUGCUCAUAGCCGUUUCAAAUCUAGGAAACAGACCGUUUGUUCCUCUCCACUGGAUAGGUUUCCCUCCUCAUUACUUUUCCCUCCACCGCCAUUGUCAUGUCUGAGCUGAGAUCACUAAAAGAUUUAUGCUGCUAAGAUAUAUUGAUGCUCCACAUCAGUAGGGAUAGCAGGGGAGAAAGUGGGAGGCAAAAGUAAUUAUUUCUGUCUGGUUGUCAGGAAGAUGCACGUUGGAACAACUUACAGUGCAGUCCUAAGCAUGUUUGCUUACUGCGUCCUUCCUGAAAAGUGUGCUUAGGAUUUUUAGGCUGCCUUCUUGUCAGAGAAAUUUGUAUUCUUUAAAACCCCACCAUAGUACUUGAUUCACAGCUGUGUGAUGCAUAGUCAUAAGUGAUGAUGGUUCUUAUCUCCCUUGAUCAGUGCUUCUCCAUGGUUGCUCUUCCAGAUGUUUCAGACUUCAACUCUCAGAAAUCCAAGACAGCAUAUUCAGUGAUCAGGAAUUCUGGAAACUGAAACUCUAAACAUCUGAAGGCCCAAGACCUGAGAAUCACUGCUGUAGAUAAAGCUGACAUUAAAAGCACAAGGGAAGGCUAGGUUUGUGUGUGUUGCAAAUCGUUAAUCCUGUCUUGCCCCCAGUCAUAUUUAGCCUUUUACCCUUCAUCAUAAAAUCAGGAGUUUGCUUUUUGAAGAACAAUAAAUAAAAAGGAGUAGACAGAUGUGUGGUAGAGGAGAGGACAGUUUUUCCAAAUAUGAACUUUUGGGGCAAAGUUUUGGCUGGGACAAGGAAAGUGGCAGUGCCCUAAGAAAGAAUUAUUGGCUUAAUCUCCCAUAUCCUCUUUGCAGAAAGAAAAAUUUCUCAGGCAUCAAAAUAUAUAUGCUGUUUUGUUGUUUCUUUGUUGUGUCACACUAUAGUAUCAAUGCUUUUGGGAGGGUUCUUCCAGUCACUUGUCCUGAAAAAUGAGGCUAGCGUCCAAUGAUUCUCACUUCUGAAAGUGUCUGAGUAAUAUAGUUAUGUGGGCAGGGCUUGGAAUCCUCCUUGGGGGCUACAGUCCUGUACACGCUUAUUUGGCGCAGUUCCCUUUGAACUUACUGGGGCGUACCUGUGAGCAGACAUAGAGAGGAGUGCAUAGUUGAAAAUAUAUUAUUGCCUUAAGGAAAUAUCUCUAGAAAAAGGAAGAAAAGAACUAGGGCCUUUCCAGAUAAUUUAAAGUGUCAGAAUAAAUACAUUUUUCUUACAUAUUAGUUUGGAGGGACCAACAUGUCUUCCCAAAGUAGCAUUUUUAUUGCAGGUAUAUCCCACAUUCUGUCACAUAGAUCACAGCUUUUUGUUGCAUGGAAAAGGCAGGCCCUCCCUCCCUCCUUGCAAACACAUCCAUUGUGGUUAUGCCAGAGGUGCCUAUUGGGCUGAAGACAGAUCUGACUUCUGUAGAGCAGUGGCAUGGAGCCAGUUUGAAAGUCCCUUGACCACAGGUAGUAUGUAUGUAUCCUUGGUUUUCUAGGACAGAGCUGUGAAAAACAGAACACCCCCAGAUGCCCACUUCUACAAUCUUGCAGAAAAAGCCAGCCAUAGAUGGAUUUAAUUGGCUAAUGCUCAUUGCACUACCAAGAUGCAUGGCAUGCCAAUUCUUGAAGCAAUUUGCUACUUUCCAUUUUUUUAAAGAAAAAGGAUAUACACAUGAGGUAAACAUGAAUGUGAUGCUUAAUUUGAGAAAAAUGACCACUUGAAGCAAAGGGGAAAGGGCAAGGCUAAUGUGUAAUCCAGGAGUGGGGAAAGUGUAGCACACUACAGAUCGUGUGUGCCCCCAGAGUCAUUUUUCUGGCUCAUAGAGCCAUCAAAUUUUAAAACAGAAUUAUCCCCCAAAUGCCUAUCAGGUGGUGUGCGUAGUAGACAAUUCCCCCAUUUUUUAUUCAGAAAUGUAUUUUUAAUCCAGAAAUUGACCCUAUUUC